This is a messenger RNA of Hylaeus volcanicus, 2320 nucleotides long. RefSeq lists its product as uncharacterized. Gene Ontology annotation, biological process: protein phosphorylation. The coding region runs from base 332 to 1423 and encodes 363 amino acids. The transcript has 14 exons. Gene Ontology annotation, cellular component: protein kinase CK2 complex; cytosol; nucleus. The record is from RefSeq and is a predicted model, not a curated record. Gene Ontology annotation, molecular function: ATP binding; protein serine/threonine kinase activity. Lineage: Eukaryota; Metazoa; Arthropoda; Insecta; Hymenoptera; Colletidae.
ACUACAUACCUUGACUCGAGUUACUUGGCAAAACUGUCCCAAAUGUUAAUUUACAGAUGAUUCGUUGUCAAGUUUUACUAAAGCAUCAUUUGGAGGUUGCCAAAAAACAGAAUCAAGCUAAGAAUAUCCUUAGUUGAAUCGGACUCUGUGUAUAUUUGGAAAUCCCUUUUGUUAGUAACUUUCGUUUUGGUGUAUGCAGCUUUUUUGUUAAUUUUAAGUUUGAAAUAUUUUUAUCUCUGUUGUCGAGUGUGUAAAAGAAAAAACAAAUUUUUUUUGUGAAGUUUUGCUAGGUGUCCUAUUUGGUUGCGUAUUUUGAUUUUUAAGAAGCGUCAUGGAAAGAGUCAAUGAAGAAGAGUUGAAUGAAACAGAGUCAAAUGACACAUCUAUAGCACCUUUACCCAGGCUAUAUUUCGACGUAAAUUAUCAACGUACAGCAGAACAUUGGGAUUACGAAAAUUACCGUAUAGAGUGGUCUGUGCCUUAUUCGUACGAAGUGAUUCGACGGGUUGGAAGAGGAAAAUACAGUGAUGUUUUCGAAGGAAUUGAUAUACAAAAAAACGAGUUUUGUAUUAUUAAAGUUUUAAAACCUGUUAGACAAAAAAAAAUUAAUAAAGAAAUAAAAGUUCUUAGAAAUUUACAAGGUGGGCCUAAUAUUGUUAAUCUUCUUGACGUUGUUAAAGAUCCUGAUACGCGAACUCGUAGUCUUAUUUUUGAACAUAUUAAUAAUAAAGAUUUUAAAACGUUUUACCCAACAUUAACGGAUUUGGAAAUAAGAUACUAUAUUUAUCAAAUACUUAAGGCUUUAGAUUACUGCCACAGUCAAGGAAUCAUGCACCGCGAUGUCAAACCUCACAAUGUUAUGAUAGAUCAUUCGAAAGGAGAGCUGCGUUUGAUUGAUUGGGGGCUUUCAGAAUUUUAUUAUCCUCAUUGUAAAUAUAACGUUCGAGUAGCGUCUCGCUUUUAUAAAGGCCCUGAAUUAUUGGUUAAUUUACGGUCUUACCAUUAUUCAUUAGACACUUGGAGUUUGGGAUGCAUGCUCGCAUCUAUGAUUUUUAUGAAGGAACCUUUUUUUUAUGAACAAGGAAAUACGUAUCAACUACUUACUAUUGCAGAUAUUUUAGGUACCGAAGAUUUAUUUCAGUAUUUAGCAAAAUAUAAAAUUAUUCUGGAUUAUGGUUUACAAAAACGUUUACGACGUCGACAACGUCGUAGUUGGAAUAGUUUUGUCAAUGAAGAGAAUAAACAUUUAUGUACCGCUGAAGCUAUAGAUCUAGUAGAUAAAAUGCUUGUGUAUGAUCAUAAUACACGCCCGCUACCUAAAGAACUUAUGAGCCAUCCAUAUUUUAGUCCAAUUAUGAUUAAUGGUGAAGCUCAGUUAAUAUCUUCAACAUCACCGAAAGGCAUUUCUUUACCAACAAAAUAAAACUUCGGCAUUUUUAUUAUUGUGUCACGUCUUAAAAUAAACCCACAAGUAUUUUCAUUUGUUAGUAACAAUUUUUGUGUCAACAUCAAGUUAUUUUGAAAACAUAAAAUUUAUCAGUAACGUCGAAUCAACAAGAAAAUAAUAUGUUUUGAUAAUAGAUUCUUAUUUUUUCUUCUUUUUUUUUGAGUAGAAUUAUUUUAUGAUAAAUAACAAACUAUUUCUACAUCUUUCGAUCACCCGACUUACAAUAACAGCAUUAACAUCGUUUGUUGAUAUGAUUAAAAGUGUUGAAUGUUUAAAAGUAUAUUCUAAAUCGAAAAUGUUUUUCAAGUUUUUUUUUUGUUUUAUUCUGUAUUUAACACAUCUCUUAGCUCUACGAAUUCCCCGUUCAGUGAAUGAAUUGUUAUCACAAGUGCCACUACUACCUCCAAGCAAUUCUAUUCUUUCUCCAUUUGAUUUUCAAAAUACGUGGCAAGCAUCAAAAAACGCGGAAAUCAAUAUCAAUUAUGAAAGCCCAGUAAUAAGUCAAAGUACACAGACCCAAUUGCAAAAGAAUGUGAGUGAUCUUUAUAGUGAUCUGAGUCAAAAAGAAAACAUCAAGCAAUUGUUGCUCAAUGAUUAUGGUUUUGAACAGGAGCAAGAAACACAAACAAUUGAUAAUUAUAUUGAUAGAUUACAAGCAUCAUCAAGUGUCAUGACGUAGUAAUUUUGGGGUUUUGUAAGUCGGAUUCGGUCUAUAGUUAAUGUGGUAAUUUAGAAAAAAAGUAACUAACAAAAUUCUUUUAAUUCGUGAAGGGAGUUCAUUUUCUUGUGUCAUUAUAAUAAUAACCUUCGGUUGAAAUGAAACAAGAAAUUGAAAAAAAAACUUUGUUUUAUAAUGCUAACUUAUAUGACACU